This is a messenger RNA of Drosophila busckii, 1029 nucleotides long. RefSeq names its product protein-L-isoaspartate(D-aspartate) O-methyltransferase (gene Pcmt). The transcript has 5 exons. Gene Ontology annotation, cellular component: cytoplasm. The record is from RefSeq and is a predicted model, not a curated record. NCBI's taxonomy places the organism in Eukaryota, Metazoa, Arthropoda, Insecta, Diptera, Drosophilidae. Gene Ontology annotation, biological process: protein modification process. Bases 203 to 883 code for a protein of 226 amino acids. Gene Ontology annotation, molecular function: protein-L-isoaspartate (D-aspartate) O-methyltransferase activity.
UCUGUUUAGUAGAAAAACUUAAAAUUUUACUGUUUUAUCAGCUAGUAAAUAAAUUACGAAUAACUCGGCUGCAAGUUCUAAAGCUUAAAUACAUUCGGCUAACACCAACAAAGGAGGAAGGGUAGAUUAAAGAGCAGACACAACGAAAUUCCUAGGCACUGCUAAUUUACUCAGGCUUAGCCUGUUGUUGCGCACUUACACUAUGGCCUGGCGUUCAGUAGGUGCAGACAAUGCUGAUCUCAUACGGCAGCUAAGAGAAUACGGCGUCAUUGCAUCAGAGUCUGUGGCAAGUGCAAUGGUAGCCACGGAUCGCAAGCAUUAUUCCCCUCGUAAUCCAUAUAUGGAUGCACCACAGCCCAUUGGCGGUGGAGUAACUAUCAGCGCUCCACAUAUGCAUGCCUUUGCUUUGGAAUAUCUGCGCGAUCACUUAAGACCUGGCGCACAUGUCUUGGAUGUGGGCUCUGGCUCUGGGUAUCUGACUGCCUGUUUUUAUCGCUAUAUAAAGGCAAAGGGAGAGUCUGCCGAAACGCGCAUAGUUGGCAUUGAACACCAGGCGUCACUAGUCGCUAUGAGUAAGGCCAAUUUAAAUUCGGAUGAUCGCAAUAUGCUAGACUCUGGGCAAUUGCUCAUUGUAGAGGGUGACGGACGCAAAGGACAUGUCGCCCAUGCACCAUAUGAUGCCAUACACGUUGGCGCCGCCGCACCCGAGACGCCCACCGAGUUAAUAAAUCAACUAGCCAAAGGAGGACGACUAAUAGUGCCUGUUGGACCGGAGGGUGGCUCGCAGUAUAUGCAGCAGUACGAUAAGGACGCAAACGGCAAGGUGGAGAUGACGCGCCUAAUGGGCGUAAUGUAUGUACCUCUGACAGAUUUGCGUAAUUGACUGCAUCUCCUGUGGAAGGCCUGCGUCGUAUUGUUGCUUGGUUUUGUCAUCUACCGACUUUGGGUUUAUUAUUUUUAAAAUAUCAUCCCUCAAGCGACUUAAAAUGUUAAACUCAAUUAUUUUUGUAUUCCUAUAAAGAAAAAUCC